UACGAGUAAAGUAAACAAACAAACCUUAACCGGUAUAGAGUGAAAUAAAACAAUUCUAGCGAAUAUUAAAAGUAAUUGCUAAUUAAAUAGGCAUAAAAUGGUGUUCAAGUAUUCACAGAUAUGCACAAAUGUGCAACGACAUCACAGAAGACUUUUCUCGUCCACUGCAAACCGGCACAGCACGGCAAGCAAUUUAUUCACGGAAGAACAGCAGCGACAGAAGAAGAAAGUUGGUCGGAUAGAAAAAAUUGAAAUUCGCUAUCUGGGAACACCUACGGAUACAACUCUGAUCAUGAAUCGGGGUCUCUCGACGCCCUACGAUUGUGCCAGGCAUAUCGGUGAAAAAUACUGUCGUUACAGUGCUCUAGCUCUUCUAGAUAAUAACACUCCUUGGGAUAUGCGUAGGCCCAUCGAAGAUUCGUGCACUCUUCAGCUGUUAAACUUUACCUCUUCGGAACCACACAUUGCUAAUAAAGCUUUCUGGAGAUCGUGCUCAUUUCUGUUGGGGGCGGUGCUACAGAGAAGCUUCAAACAGGAAGCCGGACUAUUUUUACACAGCUUUCCCAAGCCAAACAUUAAAACAGGCAGUUUUGUUCAUGAUAUUGCUCUGGCCAAAGAUGGUUGGAAACCAUCCACCGAGGAGCUUCGUGCCCUUUCCAUAGGUAUGAUAAAACUAGCCCAGGAAGAUUUACCUGUCGAACGGUUGGAUGUGAGUAACGAUAUUGCUCUGGAGAUGUUCCGUGGCAACCCCUAUAAGCGGGAACAGAUUCCGAAUAUUUCCGGCCAAAAUAACGGAGUGGUAACUGUAUACCGAGUGGGCGAACACGUUGAUAUCAGCAAAGGACCGAUGAUCAGCUCGUCUGGACUGCUGGGAAAAUGUACGAUAGCGGCAGCACACGCAGUGUCACCGGCAAGCACGAAUCAGCUUGCGUUAUAUCGGAUCCAGGGAGUUGCGCUACCAGUAGGACUUAAUAUAAAUCACUUUGCUUACGGUAUUCUGGAGGAUCGCGCAAAGAAGUUGAAUCCUGCCCGGCUUCCGAAUGAACCUUACGAGGAUGCUGUAUCCGAGCAAGUAGCAUAAGGUCCAUGCAUUUUUGUUGUAUCUGAGAAUUUGUAGAUAAUAGAGUCUUCUAAACGGUA
This is a messenger RNA of Wyeomyia smithii (pitcher-plant mosquito), 1140 nucleotides long. It is a transcript of the gene mRpL39, whose product is annotated as 39S ribosomal protein L39, mitochondrial. The record is from RefSeq and is a predicted model, not a curated record. Gene Ontology annotation, biological process: threonyl-tRNA aminoacylation. The coding region runs from base 98 to 1081 and encodes 327 amino acids. Gene Ontology annotation, molecular function: threonine-tRNA ligase activity; nucleotide binding. The transcript is spliced from 5 exons. NCBI's taxonomy places the organism in Eukaryota, Metazoa, Arthropoda, Insecta, Diptera, Culicidae. Gene Ontology annotation, cellular component: mitochondrion.